Nasonia vitripennis (jewel wasp) is the source of this 1597-nucleotide messenger RNA. RefSeq names its product myb-like protein Q. Bases 97 to 1275 code for a protein of 392 amino acids. The transcript is spliced from 5 exons. The record is from RefSeq and is a predicted model, not a curated record. Lineage: Eukaryota; Metazoa; Arthropoda; Insecta; Hymenoptera; Pteromalidae.
CGGGGAUACUCCUCUCCCGGCUCUUUUUUCGGUAUAAAAGAUCGAAAUGGCCACCGAGCUGGCAGUUCACAUACAAGCUCCCAUCAAGCUGAGAACAUGAGGAUCUUCCUGCUCACAGUGACACUCCUGGUUGCGUCGGCGGCUGCUGCCCCGGGCACCAAGUCGAAGCGCGACAUCCUGAAGGGUGACUCGCGUUACGGUACCGAGUACCACCUGAAGCAUCUCCACGUUCACGGAUCCUCCGGUUCCGGAGAUCAGAGCCAGUACCUGCCACCCGCGCAGCCCAGCAACCAGUACCUCCAGCCCGUCGACAAGCAGGUCGAGACUCAGCAGACCUUCGAAUUGCCCUCCACCUCUUAUGGAGUGCCUUUCAACAGCCAGGAAGCUCAGGCUGCACCUGCCCCGCAAGUCCACUCCGUGAGCAGCCAGUACCUUGCCCCAGUUGCCGCUCAGGCUCCAGUUACCUCUUACGGAACACCCAUUGUCAAGGAGGCCGAGAUCGUCCAGCAAGUCCAGCAAAUCGAGCAACACCAGGCUCACGCUGAGCACCACGCUGCCCCAGGAGCCCGCGUGCCCCACAUCAGCUACGGUGUCCCAGCCCAUCAGACCCAGCAACAGGUUCACCACCAGGUGCAACAGCAGCACCACCACCAGGUUCACCAGCCCGCCCCGGUUCCCCACAACACCUACGGACCCCCUGCCCAGGUUCACCACCAGAUCCAACACGUUCACCAGCCCGCUCCAGUUCCCCACCAGAGCUACGGACCCCCUGCCCAGCAGGUCUACCAGCCAGCUCCCCAGGUGCAACACGUCCACCAGCCCGCUCCUCAGGUUCACCAGCCUGCCCCAGUCUAUGGUGCCCCAGUCCAGCAACAGCACCACGAGGUCCACCACGAGGUGCAACAGGUCUACCAGCCCGCUCCCCAGGUUCACCAGCCUGCCCCAGUCUACGGUGCCCCAGCCCAGCAACAUCACCAUCAGGUUCACCACCAGGUUCACCACCAGGUCCAGCAACAGCAGCAGCAGCACCACCACCACCAGGUCCAACAGCAGGCCAGCAACGGAGGCUACGGCUACCCAGCCCCGGCCCAGCGCCUGGUCUUCGAGGCCCCGAUCCAGUCCGUCGAGCUCUCCCAGAGCCACUCGGUCGAGGCCAUCCCCGAGCACCACCACCAGGAAUCCAUCAGCAUCGAGUCCGUGAGGAACUCUGCCCAGCAGUCCAGCCACGGCUACCAGCAACAGCAGACCGACUCCAACGGAGGAUACGUCUACUAAGAACAGCCAAUGAAGCGAUAUGCAACACAAGUGCGUGCGUGUGUGUGUGUGAAUGAAUGAGAGUACAAAAUGUGCGACUGUCUUGACGUUUUUCAAUGCAAUAGAGUAAAAUCAUCGUUGAUUUACGAGUGACCUAUAUAUACGCGAUUAUGAAUAAUGUACACACUGUAUAACAAUCAAAAAAAAACGUCAGUGUUUUCCCCCAAGGGUGUGACGUUCAAGAGGGUUGUCGUGCAAUCCUCGUCCCCCGAUGGACAGCAGGAAAACGAAAAGGACUACUUUUUUUUUACGUAAAUAAAAUUCUUUUAUUAAAAAAAAUCAA